AGAGAGAGAGAGAGAGAGAGCACCGGCGAACGUGUGUAAGGUCGCGAUGCGCGAGAAGAGAGAAAGAGAGAGGAGGAGGAGGACCUCGGUGAGGAGGAUGCGAGGCAGAGCGCGCGCGGGGUACACGUAAAGGGGUCCUCGCCGUGGUGCUCCCGGAGGUGGAAUGACUUGGGAAGGGGGCUGCACACAGAAGAGGGAAUAAGCCGCGCGGUAGAUAGGGGGGAGGCCCGCAGGCCGGCCUGCGGCUCCGACUCAGUAUCCCCGGAGCGACCGAGUCGUGUACCCCGUGGACGUUACUGCGUUUCCGUGCUCCAGCGUCCACACACGACGAUACAGUGGUAGAAACGGUACACACAUUCAUGCGUCCACACACACGUGCGCGUAUACGUGUACCACCUACACAUACACUUCUGUGCACGCCGGCUACUGAGCGGCGUGCGUGCGGAUCCACGCAUACAGCGAAGCCGCGUUGCACGCUCUAUACGCUGGACACGUGCACACACCUGUUCGUCGCGCGCGUUUUCGCGGCGCCGCCGACGCCGACGUCGCGCGCCGGACGGCCAACUCUCUCGCGGACUCUCGCCCUGCGACACGCGUGUGCGUGAGUAGUGUCACACGCCUCCCGUUCUCCUAACGUGCUUCUAGUGCCCCGAAGACGUCUCUUCUUUCCUCUUCCAACGAAUCGUUUCUUCAGAGAGGAAAAAUUUUAUUUUUAUUCAAAGUGUGUGAACGAUUCCCGCGACAAUUUUAUCCUUCCUUGUCGCGCAUCGUUAAUUGACACGAAAUGCGGAAUUAUCUGAAAGCCCGAGCGUCGAAUUGUUCUCGUGGUUUGUGUGGUGUAACAUGUCUGUAGAUUGAGAAAUUGAUCAGUGAAAAUCAGUGUCAGAUCUAAUCGUAACACUCGCAUAUCCGGAAAAGAAGAAUAUACACGCUAUCGGAUCGAUUUCUAUAGACUGUCGUAUCAUCCGUACACGUGGAACACGUGCUAGACGUCGAAGCUUAUGUGUGCGUUGAGGGAAGCAGGUGUCGAGGUGUCUUGCGAGUAGUGCGUGCGAUCGUCGAGCUUUUGCGUGCCCGAUCGCUUUCUCUUGUCCGACAAAUUUCAAGGCACGAAUCGAGUAAUUAGUCGUGAUUCGUUUCGCACGAAAAUCGGCAUUGACGAAGCGAGGGAAUUGCAGGACGAAUGAAAAAAAGAAACGCGAGAGAGCGAAGAGAACCGUAUCGCGGCGAUAUCGCGAGAUCAGAGUAAUCACUCGUGGUUGGAAUAUUCUCAAGAGCGAAAGGUACCUGUCGCGUCGCGAGAGCUCUGUGCGAAAGAGCUUACGCGAGUCUCAUCUCGGAUUCUUCUUGAAUGCCGCCUAUGUACGGGAAAAGUGAGGAUUCGAGAAUCUUCGUGGACGAAAAACGGUGGAGAAAAGCGUACGCGAGUCUACCAUUCAUUCACCAAGUGUUCGCGAGUGUUUAGUGCCAAGCGAAGAGGAAAAAGGAGUCGUUCCUCCACGCGGAGGACACGCGCCAGUGGAUAUUCGGUGUUGGUGCGCGGACCAGAAGAAUCUGCGGAGUGCAGUGUGCCGAUAAUAUAGAUCGAUAAUAUUCGGUGAGAGUGGUGAGAGAAAGAGAGAAAGAUCGAAGGAUACGCACAAACGGCGUGACGAGAGGACAGUGGAGGAGUGCUCGAGGGAGCGGCAGCCGAGGAGCAGCAGCAGGGGAUAUCGAUGAUAUGCGGUAGUCGAGGGAUUCCCCAGGGAGAGACAUGAGGGCGGCCGCCACCUACGUCCUGUUCUUAGCCCACCUCAUACAGGCGAUAACCGCGAGCGGAUACUUCGAAGUGCAGAUCCUCUCGCUGACGAACAACAGAGGCACCCUGGUGGACGGUAGAUGUUGCGGCGGGGGAGGCGGGGGCGGAAAAGGAGAAUUUCCACCCUGCCCGACUUCCUGCUCGACGGCCUUCUGGCUCUGUCUCAAGGAGUACCAGUCGAACGUUACCGCCAUCGGCUCCUGUAGCUUCGGCAACGUAUCUAGUCACGCCCUCGGCCCGAACACUUUCACCCUCACCGACCCCGUCACUCUACAACUCCACUUCACUUUCCGAUGGACCAGGCAAUUCACGCUGAUCCUGCAAGCGAGGGACGAGUUGAGCGCCGGCGUGAUCGAAGAAGCGAGUUACAGCGGCAUUGUCUUACCAGGACCCACGUGGCACACUCUCAAUCAUCAAGGAAGAAACGCUCAUUUGGCGUAUCGGGUGCGAGUCCAGUGCGCCGAUCAUUACUACAAUGCAACCUGUACCAAAUUUUGCCGACCUAGAAACGACAUUUUCGGCCAUUACACCUGCGAUGAGAAUGGGGACAAAGUGUGCAUACAGGGAUGGAAAGGUGUCGACUGUGAGACAGCCGUGUGCAAGGAAGGCUGCCACCCCGUGCAUGGCCAUUGCAACGUAAGCGGUGAGUGCCAAUGUCGGCACGGCUGGCGCGGCGAAUUAUGCGAUCAGUGCAUGCCUUAUCCAGGUUGCAAACACGGCUAUUGCAAUGGCUCGAGUUGGCAGUGUAUCUGCGACACGAACUGGGGCGGAAUCCUCUGCGACCAGGAUCUCAACUACUGCGGCACCCACGAGCCGUGCCAGAACGGUGGCACGUGCGAAAACACCGCGCCCGAUCAAUACCGAUGUACGUGCCCGGAAGGUUUCUCUGGGCCUACCUGCGAGAAGGUCGACAAUCCGUGCGCGUCUAGCCCGUGCUCGAACGGCGCGACUUGUCGCGAACUCGGCGAGACCGCGCAGUGCGAAUGCGCCCCGGGUUUCACCGGAUCAUUUUGCGCGACUGACAUCGACGAGUGCGCCUCGCAGCCCUGCCAGAACGGCGGUACGUGCAUGGACGGCAAGAACGGCUUCGUCUGUAACUGCCCGCCCGCUUGGCAGGGCGUACUCUGCCAGUUCGACGUGGACGAGUGCACGCUCAAGGAGUCACCCUGCAAGAACUUUCUCACCUGUAUCAACCUAGCUGGCGAUUAUAGAUGCCGAUGCCGGAGUGGCUUCACCGGCAAGAACUGCACGAAGAAUAUCAAUGACUGCGUCGGCCAAUGCCAACACGGCGCGCUCUGCAUCGAUUUGGUAGAUGAUUACCAUUGCAGCUGCACCGCCGGCUACUCCGGCAAGGACUGCGACGUUGACAUCGACGAGUGCGCAUCCAAGCCGUGCCAAAACGGCGGCGAAUGCCGCGAUUUGGUCAACGCUUACGAGUGCGUGUGCCCAGUGGGCUUCACUGGCUAUCAGUGCGAGAUCGAUCGUGAUCAUUGCAGCCCAAAUCCAUGCCGUAAUUCGGCACCAUGUUUCAAUACGCAGACUGAUUACUACUGCCAUUGCCCGGCACAGUGGCAAGGUAGAAAUUGCUCGGAACCGGCCUUGCAUAAUCUGCAAUUCGGAGCAUUGGACGAUGUGCAAUCGGGCUGUGGCAGCGAGGGCACCCCCUGCGGCGGUAAAGGCCGAUGCAGCGGCGGCAGAUGCAUCUGCGAUCCAGGCUACACUGGCGUGCAUUGCCAUGAGAACAUCAAUGACUGCCGCGGCAAUCCCUGCCUGAACGGCGGCACAUGCGUCGAUCUGCUCAACUCGUUUCAAUGCAUCUGUAGAGAGGGUUGGAGCGGAGAUCUUUGCGAUCAAAAUGUGGACGAAUGUUUGACACAGCCUUGUCGCAACAAUGGUACCUGCGUGGACGGCGUGGCAGAUUUCACGUGUAUCUGCCGGAGUGACUGGAAGGGCAAGACGUGUGCGCUGCGCGGCGGCCACUGCGAGCCGGGUACUUGUCGGAACGGCGGCACCUGCCAGGAUCGCGGUGACGGCUUUACAUGCCACUGUUCGCGUGGAUGGGAAGGCGCGGCCUGUCACAUCGCGUCACCGUCGGCCUGUACGAGUAAUCCUUGCGCGAACGGCGCGACCUGCGUGAACACGGUUGACGGCAACUAUCGAUGCGUCUGUCGCGAGGGCUUCGAGGGACCGAACUGUCGACGCAACGUGGACGACUGUCAGCCCUUGCCAUGCUUGAACGGCGGCAAAUGCGUGGACGGUGACAAUUGGUUCAGAUGUGAAUGCGCGCCCGGUUUCACUGGUCCAGAUUGUCGUAUCAACGUGAACGAAUGCGCGAGCGAUCCGUGCACCGGCGGUGCCACCUGCAUAGACGGUAUCGCGAGUUAUUCGUGCGUUUGCCCACCCGGUAGAACUGGCCCGCGAUGCGAGAUUCGAACGGCUGGUGGACCCGGCUGCGCGGCCGUCACGUGGGAGGACGACUGCAACGUAUGCGAGUGCCGAAAUGGCAAAAAUCAAUGCAGCAACGUCUGGUGUGGACCAGGAAAUUGUCUAAACGACACCUCUUGUUUGGCCCACGAGGUUUGCGUUCCUAGCCCAGGCGAGAGUUGCCUGGCACCACCGUGUCCGGCGUGGGGUGAAUGUCGUCCUAUCGAAACUGGGAGGCGGGUCGGCCCGCCGGCACUACCUGCUCCGCCGUCCUGCUGGCCUGGACAAUCCACCCUCGGACCAACUUGCUCGAGACUCACGAUACUACUGCGGAGGGACACUCUAGCAUCCGGCACGUCAGUGGAAUUACUAUGUCGUCGUCUGAGAAAGCUCCUAGCCGAUCCACGAAGGCCACAAUCGGUGGUGUUGCUAUGCGAUCUGAAGCCCGGCGACAACGAUACAGUGGAAGUGACUAUUUUCUCCGAGGCGGCGACGGAAGCGGCCCGCGACCUCAGUGAAACGCUCAGUCGCCCGCUAGCCAGACCUCUCGUUUUGGCCUCCGUGCUAGAGGUCAAAGUGGAGACGGCGCUGCUCAGCGAACCCAGUUCAGUGAAUGCGGCAAAUGCCGGCAGCUAUGUGGCCGUUCUGGGCGGUGCUUUGGCAACUGUGCUAUUGUUAGCUCUAUUCGGCAGCCUCUGGUAUCUCAGAACCAUGAGGCAUAGAUCGAACUUAACAGCGACUACCAGCAGCGAAACUUCGUUGCAUCGUCACCGUAGCGAUUUAGAUGAAAAAUCAAAUAAUCUUCAGAACGAGGAGAAUCUUAGAAGAUAUGCCAAUCCGCUCAAGGAUCAGGAUUCCGAACCUCGUGUAUCCGUUGUAAGGCCUCUGUCAGGCACUUCGCUUGGCACAUUGACCGGCACCGAGGAGAGUCUCGAAAUGGUGUCUGAGGAAGGCAGACAUCGUUUGCCACCACUCUACAAACCGCCUAGCGCGGAAGCCAGAAACAAUACGGCCAGUUUUAGUUAUGAAGAAGGACCGCAUAAGCCUUACAGCAAGCCCAGACUACAGGAACCGCCAUAUCCUCAUCAACAACCAAGUACCAGUCAGAUGUCAGGGCCGCAUCAAGUGUUAACGGUACACGUGUGAUUAAAUAUCAUUAAAGUAAUGUGAAGAACAGUUGGACAGUGUUGAUGAUUUUCUCGGGUUCUUUUUGCAUAAUAAUGCACUGAUAAAAAUUCUUAGGAACUAGAAGGUAACGCUAGAGACUAGUAGGAAACGCUUACUUGGACAAUCCUGUUUUUUGUGAUAAUGGGAAAUGUGAACUCUCUCGAUACUUGUUCGAGAUAAUUUGAGACGGCUCUCUCCUAAAGUUCUUCUUUAUGAAAAUUGAACCAAUGUUUAGAAUAUUAGAGACAAAUGCAAAGAAAAAAAGAAAAAGAACACACGAUUCUUAUAGGAUUCAGCAAUUUAAUUAUUUUAUAAGAUAACUCAUGAAUUUUCAACGCCUCUUCGAAGUGUAUCUUUUUACGAUCGCUUCAUUAUAGUAUUAUUAGAAUAUGACUAUUAAAAUUCUCAUUUUUUAAAUAAUUGUACAAAAAUGUUAGCACGAUUUUCAGAUUGAAAAUUUAGAAAAUGAUUAAAAUUUAUUUUCUCUCUUUUUCUCCUCGUCCGACCCUCUCGUACUUCUAUACGACGACAAUAAGCGACAAUUAUAAAUAAUUUUAAUGAUCAGUUGUUAUCGUUGUACAUAUGUAUAUAGCUCGUACUUAUUAAUUUCGCUAAGCCUGUAUCUCCUUCGCAUCCCCUUUCGGCGUUGUCAUUCCUCUCCCCUAUAUGCGCGCCUUGAUUUUAUAUGUUUAUAUUUAAUCUUAUACUCUUUUGAUAUUAUUAUAUAUCGCCAUUGUUAGAAUUUUUUAUUUUCAUAAUUUGAAAAAUAGGAUGGCACAGUCGCACCUAUGUACUGUACGUUUGUCUCGAUUAUGAAACUGUACUUUGUAUGUAUGAUAUAACGUGGGCUUCAAACGUUCCUUCAGACGAUAUUAUUGUGAUACUCAUAGAGAAACAAUGUCAUUGUAUAGCAUUACUAUGGUACUCCACGUGUUCAUUUAUUUCAACACUUGGUCGAGUUUUUUUCGCGAAAACACGACAAGUGAUUUUUGCGCGAUGAGAGAUACUGCCAUUGCGAGAGGAUGUGUGCUACACGAUACGUUAAAUCGCGGCGGCACAUUGACUUGUAAAGAACAUAUUAGUGACGUAAAUAUAAUGAUUUAGAACGUAUUUGAAUGCAGAGUAAAAACGAUGUACAUAGUGACGCUAUUGCAUCGUGGAACGAUGUAAAUAAAUCUAAGUACACAUGUCCAGAUCGUUCUUAUCCCCAGUCAUUAUCAACCCUUAGAUGUGCAAUUCGUUUUCUUUUUUUUUAUACUAGCGUUUCCCAUGUUGAAUUCCCUGCGAAAUGGCCACAGCAGACUAGUUUAAACUGAGAAACGUAACUCGUUUAGGCAUAGAUUUAUAGCAGGAAGGAACAAAGUUUUAUAAUAGAUACUUUAUUUUGUAGAGAAAGCUAUAUUACUGUACGAAUACAUAUAUAGAAGAAAGUGAGAGACGAUGAAUAUAUAUAUAUAUAUAUAUAUAUAUAUAUAUAUAUAUAUAUAUAUAUAUAAAUAUAUAUUAUAUUAUAUAUUAUAUUAUUUUUAUUUUAUUUUCUUGUGUAUUAAUUAUUUUCAGAUCAUAAGCAAUAAUUGAUCAUUGUCAUACAGUUUUUUGUUCAUUCUCGUCAACUUUAAAGCGAAGUGAUGGUAGUAAAAAUCUGUUAAACUAAUGCUUUAAUGGUCUAAUCGACGUUAAACAAUUAAAAAAAACAUCCACGCGUUGUGAUUAUUUGUGUUUGAUAUCGAGAAAUGUGUAAACGAAUGCGUGUACAUAAGCUCUCUCCUACUACCCCGUCUUCCCCUCCUCUCUCCCAUAUAGGUUUACGACGAUGUGAAGGAUUUUAAUAAAAAGUACAACCCUUCGACAUA
Messenger RNA from Solenopsis invicta (red fire ant), 7242 nucleotides. RefSeq names its product protein jagged-1 (gene Ser). The record is from RefSeq and is a predicted model, not a curated record. Gene Ontology annotation, cellular component: plasma membrane; protein-containing complex. Gene Ontology annotation, molecular function: Notch binding; calcium ion binding. Gene Ontology annotation, biological process: multicellular organism development; heterophilic cell-cell adhesion; cell communication. The transcript has 6 exons. Bases 1754 to 5368 code for a protein of 1204 amino acids. Lineage: Eukaryota; Metazoa; Arthropoda; Insecta; Hymenoptera; Formicidae.